Messenger RNA from Helianthus annuus (common sunflower), 1356 nucleotides. RefSeq lists its product as uncharacterized. NCBI's taxonomy places the organism in Eukaryota, Viridiplantae, Streptophyta, Magnoliopsida, Asterales, Asteraceae. Bases 1 to 1356 code for a protein of 451 amino acids. The transcript has a single exon. The record is from RefSeq and is a predicted model, not a curated record.
AUGGCGGACGCGGAAGAGAAUAGGAUCUUGAAUGAAAUUGGAAAACCGUCACUCGAUGGUUUGCCUGCGAGCAUCAAUGCACCGACAAUCGACAAUAAUAAUUUCGAGAUCAAGGCUGGCACCAUAUCGAUGUUGCAGAAUGCGGUGCAGUUUUAUGGCAAGGAUCACGAGGAUCCUAGUGUUCACAUCGCGGGGUUUCUAGAGGUUUGUGCCACAUUUAGGAUUCGUGAUGCAUCACCGGAUGCUAUCCGCCUUCGGCUCUUUCCGUUUUCUUUACGGGAUGGAGCCAAGGAGUGGCUUCUUUCACUUCCAGCUGGAUCUAUCACUACAUGGAAUCAAUUAGCUGAGAAGUUCCUUCAGAAAUAUUUCCCUCCAGAGAAAACUGUUCGGUUGAGAACCAAGAUUCUGAACUUUCGUCAGGACGAGGACGAGUCCCUUUACGAGGCAUGGGAGCGGUUUAAAGAGCUUAUGAGAAAGGUCCCACAUCACGGGUUGCCCAAGUGGCAACAGUGUCAGAUCUUCUACCAUGGUUUGGACAGUCAGGGACAGAUGAUGGUUGAUACCUACUCGGGCGGUGAUAUCGGCACGAAAAAUGCCACCGAGGCAUUUGAGAUUCUUGAGAAGUGUGCCGCGAAAAACCGGACGCAGCAGCCCCCGAGGGGAAAGAGUUCUCGGCAGGGAGUUCAUCAUGUGGACGACUACACAGCCAUGACAGCACGUAUGGAUGCCUUAUCUUCGAAAUUUGAUCGAGUGAUGGAAAUGCACUGGAGAGGUUCUUCGAGUGGGGGAGCAUAUCAGGUAGGUGAUUUUCCGACGGGAGAGAUGUCACACGAGCAUGUUGAUUUCAUGGGAAACCAAUACCGUCCUCAAAACAAUCCCUACAGCAAUACUUAUAAUCCGGGGUGGAAGAAUCAUCCAAACUUUAGUUGGAAGCCCGAUGCUUCUAACCAAUAUCCACCAGGAUUUGCUCCACGUCCCACAGCUCCGACCCAUGGAGCAUAUGGUCCACCUCGUCCUCAGCAGACGCCUCCUUCUAGUGAUCCUAGUGUGCAUGAUAUGCUUAGUCAAAUCUUAGCUGGUCAAAACACUCAAAAAGCGGAGAAUGAGAAGCGUUUUAGGGAGUAUGACGGUCGUUUCACGAGGCACGAGGGUGAGUUGAGAAGCCAAAAGGCUUCCAUGCAGGCCAUUGAGAACCAAGUUGGCCAGAUUGCCAAGAUGUUGUCUGAGAGACAACAGGGGGGGCCUUCCGAGCAACACAGAGCCAAAUCCAAAUGCUACUGCAAAGGCCAUCACAUUGAGAAGCGGCAAGACCGCUCAAACCAUUCCUCCGGCUGUUUCAGAAAAGCCAGUCGAUGA